Molecule: messenger RNA, 2892 nt
Organism: Clupea harengus (Atlantic herring)
Lineage: Eukaryota; Metazoa; Chordata; Actinopteri; Clupeiformes; Clupeidae
Product: E3 ubiquitin-protein ligase TRIM35-like
Exons: 6
Coding region: 299-1867 (522 amino acids)
Source: RefSeq, a predicted model, not a curated record
GAGGGAGAGAGGGGGCGGAGUUGUGCAGAGAGUGUGAGAGAAACAGACGGCAGCUUUGUUCCACGUUAAACUAUUUCAAAUGUUCUAGCAGGUUAGAAUCUAAUUUAAAAACAUUCAAACUGGACAUAGUUGUUUUCAUAAAGAUGUUGGAGAUGUUGCCAUGCUUGCAUACAUAGGUUAAAACAACAAGAGGUUUCCGAAACCGACUCGAUUUUUCAAACUCCUGAAAGUGAAAGUAAAGUGUGGGGAAAAACAACGAGAGGUAGGCUUGCACUAGAUUUAUAUUUACUCUUGGAAAAUGGCUUCGAAGUUAGAGGAGGAUUUAUCCUGUCCUGUGUGCACUGACAUCUUCAAGGACCCAGUUGUUCUCUCAUGUAGUCACAGCUUCUGUAAAGUCUGUCUGCAGCAGUACUGGGGAACCAAAGGAUCCAGAGAAUGUCCAGUCUGCAGGAGGUCAUCAAAGGACGAGCCACCAACCAACCGUGCAUUAAAAAACCUGUGUGAGACAUUUUUACAGGAGAGAGGUCAGAGAGGAGCACUCUGUAGUCUCCAUGGCGACGAACUCAAGCUGUUUUGUCACGAUGAUCAGCAGCUUUUGUGUUACUCGUGUCGGGACUCAAAACUCCACAGGAAUCACCAGUUCAGUCCCAUUGCUAAAGCAGCAGUUGACCAUGAGGAGGAGCUCAAGGUCAUAGUAGGUCCCUUAAAGGAAAAGCUAAUGGCUUUUGAACAAGUAAAACUCACCUAUGAUGAAACAGCAAAACACAUUAAGACUCAGGCCCAGCAUACACAGAAGCAGAUCAUGGAGGAGUUUGAUAAGCUUCACCUGUUUCUACGAGAUGAAGAGGCAGCCAGGAUAGCUGCACUGAGGGAGGAAGAGGAACAGAAGAGUCAGAUGAUGAAGAAAAAGAUUGAGAAGAUGAGCAGAGAGAUCUCAUCUCUUUCAGACACCACCAGAGCCAUAGAAGAGAAGAUGAGAGCUGAUAACAUCACAUUUCUACAAAACUACAAGAGCACAGUGGAAAGAGCCCAGUGCACACUGCAGGAUCCAGAGAGGGUUUCAGGAGCUCUGAUCCAUGUUGCAAAACACCUGGGCAACCUGAAGUUCAGAGUCUGGGAGAAGAUGCAGGAGAUUGUUCAAUACACUCCUGUGACUCUGGAUCCUAACACUGCAAACCCAAUCCUCAUCCUGUCUGAGGAUCUGACCAGUGUGAGAUGGGGUGAUGAGAGAAAGCAGCUUCCUGAUAACCCAGAGAGAUUUGAUGAGUAUGCCAGUGUCCUGGGCUCUGAGGGCUUUAACUCAGGGACUCACUGCUGGGAUGUGGACGUUGGAGAGAACACAUUGUGGAGUGUGGGUGUGAUGACAGAGUCUCUCCAGAGGAAGGGAGACUAUGCCUCCAUGAGUGGAUGGUGGUAUGUGUCUUAUGAAUAUGGUGAAUAUAUAGCCGGUUCCCUACCACAGCCCUCCACUCUCCUCACAGUGAAGCAAAAACUCCAGAGGGUCAGAGUGCAGCUGGACUGGGACAGAGGAGAGCUGUCAUUCUCUGACCCUGAUAAUAACACACACCUACACACUGUCACACACACUUUCACUGAGAAGGUGUUUCCAUUCUUUAACUUUAGUGCACACAUCUCUCCUCUGAGGAUGUUACCAGUGAGAGCUUCAGUGAAAGUAGAGCAGCACAUAAUGCUUGGACCUACCUCCAUUGGACCUAACUCCAUAUCUCCAGGUUAUGAGAGUGUUGCAUCUGGUGGUCAGUCGACAGUGCUUGGACUAAUGAGCAAACUUAAUGAUCUUUUUCAGCCUGGUGGUCAGUCGACAGUGCCUGGACGUAUGAACAGAAGUUAUGAUCCUUUUUUAGGCUAGUGUUCAAUCGACAGUGCCUGGACGUAUGAGCAAACAUAAUGAUCCUUUUCUGCCUGGACGUAUGAGCAAACUUAGUGAUCCUUUUUUAGCCUAGUGUUCAAUCGACAGUGCCUGGACGUAUGAGCAAACUUAAUGAUCCUUUUCUGCCUGGACGUAUGAGCAAACUUAGUGAUCCUUUUUUAGCCUAGUGUUCAAUCGACAGUGCCUGGACGUAUGAGCAAACAUAAUGAUCCUUUUCAGCCUGGUGGUCAGUCGACAGUGCCUGGACGUAUGAGCAAACUUAGUGAUCCUUUUUUAGCCUAGUGUUCAAUCGACAGUGCCUGGACGUAUGAGCAAACUUAAUGAUCCUUUUCAGCCUGGUGUUCAAUCGACAGUGCCUGGACGUAUGAGCAAACUUAAUGAUCCUUUUCAGCCUGGUGUUCAAUCGACAGUGCCUGGACGUAAAUUUACUGGACGUGGUCUCAGUUCUUCACCCAAAGAAACCUAAACCGUCAACAUACUCAUUAUGAAUGUUGUGCAAGUCUUACGCUACGGUAAUACAUUUCACAGUAACGGUGUGUCUAAUCACUUAGCAACAACGAUAAUUCGGUGUUUAAUAUAAUGUUGUCAAUUUCAUUUCACCGUCCAAGUCAAGUAAUCAUUUACUAUAAAGGAAAAUCUGUUUCAAAGAUCAAACUAAAGAUAGAGAACGAUAUAACCCAGAUAAAGUGGGUGUGUGGUGAAAAGCUAGGUAGGCUAAAACAGUGCACUCUGUCGAACUAGGAGCGAAUCAGUGUCAUCCGUUGUUGUGAUUUGUUGUUGUUACCCAUUACUUACUGUUUAGAUGAUUGCCACUUUACUUCAAUUAGCCAGUUAGGCUAGUUUCUGUGAACCUUAUCGGGUCGUUUUGUUUUUUGUAAAGAAUGCAAGUAGUGCUCUCAAGCACUUUGUUACCGCUAGCUCUAGCUAGUCUCCUGUUGCAGUGUUCUCAAGCACUUCGGUGCCUCUAGCUAGUCUCCUGUUACAGGUUUGUGCCUCGUUGCGGU